GCGAAUUCUUAUUUUGAGAAUAAAAAUAUGAAAUUCUCAUCUUGUGAAAUGACAUUUCUUAAUGCCAACAUAAAAAACAGCGAAAAUUUAAAGAACAUGUGGGCUGCUAACAGAUUAUUUUUGCUGUAAUGUUGGUCAAUAUCCGGCCCAAUUGUUGUGGGCUGGAAAAAAGCCCAUGUUUAAUGAUCCCCCCAUCUCCCUCUUCCCUCCGCGGGGAAGCUCAUUGAGCGCGGAGGAGGCCGACGAUGGCCGCCGGAGACGAAACUCCGAAAGAUUUAACAUCAACUCCUUCGAUUUCUCCUUCUUCGUCUGAGAUUUGGAAGGAUAAGAUUAUCGUCCCUACUAUACUCGCAGGUAUUGCUGGUGGAGGAGCUGGACUGGUAUCGAAGCAUAGGAAAGUUCAUGGUCUUGCUAAUAUUUGCACUGCUUAUGCUACCAAUUUCGCAAUCGUAACAGGCUGUUACUGCGGUGCUCGUGAGUUUGUAAGAGCAAGCAGAACUGGGAAACCCGAUGACCUGUUGAAUUCUGCACUUGGAGGCAUUGGCAGUGGUGCUAUUUUGGGAAGGCUUCAAGGUGGUCAGCAUGGUGCCAUUCGCUAUUCUGUCAUAUUUGCCGUCGUGGGAACGUCUGUCGAUUUUGCCACCCUCAAGUUAAAACCCAUGUUGAGGAGAUUCUAUGACUCGGCAGUUGCCGGCAAAGACAGCUGGUUGAGGCUGCCGGAAUGGUCACCCAUUCAAGUCCUUGACGAGGAUGCCCUUGCUGCAAAACGCAAACGCGAAGAAGAAAUCUACAGGAGAGUUCAUGAUUUGGACAAAAAACAACAAUCUUGAGACCCAACUUUUUUUUGUUGGCAUGUAUACUGGUCGCUCCUUGUCCAAUCGUGAAGUGCAUUUGUAAACAAGCAUUGAACGAAUAUUGGCGCUUCUGUUUGCUUCAAUUUGCUCUUUUAAAGAUCAAUUGGGUCUCACAUUAUAAAGCACUCUGUGUAACAUAAUGCUAAGAAAGUAUGAAGUUUUGUUUCAUGCCUUUGGGCUUGUAACACUUCCCUUGGGCAGGGAAAUUGACAAACCAAUAUAUGCUGGUGUUUUCU
Molecule: messenger RNA, 1090 nt
Organism: Cuscuta campestris
Lineage: Eukaryota; Viridiplantae; Streptophyta; Magnoliopsida; Solanales; Convolvulaceae
Source: the annotation of a GenBank genome assembly